GUUGUGUUCAACAGCCCAAUGCCAUAAUAGAAAAGCCAUUGUACUGGUACUUAUUAGAUUAUCUAAGUACCAGUAUGCAUUUUUUUUUAUCCGACAUAAUGAAACAAACUGAUGAAAGUGGAUAACUGGAAGUGGAGGAAGUAUGAUUCCAGAGAUUUGACUGCGUUAGAAAACUAAGUACCUUAGAAGUGACCUUAAAAGAAAAGGUCCUUAGAAGUCUCCUAUGUGAUGUUGUAUAUGUUCUUUUUUUUAAUGUCAGUAAAUUUCCUCAGAAGCAUAUUUUGUUCAUCACUUGUUUUAGCUUGAAACUCUUAUGAUGGUGAGAAAAUUCAUCAAGGGUAAGAUGUUUGAUCACCAGGUACUUAGCCGUGCAAAAUUUCCUCUCUUUUUUACCAUCACACUUGUUGGCAUGAUCUUUAUCAUCUACACAGACAGUAUCAUAUAUGAUUCUUUUGAGUUUAGUAAUAAUGACAAUUUUAAGGUCUUGGAGGCUCAUGAGAGAACUGAACGACAACUGAGAUCAAGUAAUGGUAACAUGUCCAUGCAAGAAGAGAUUGAUGAAGUUGAAGAUGAAAAUUGGAAAUCUUUAGUCCCUCCUUUGAGUGCCACAGAAGAACAAAGAAUUGCUUGGUUCCGGGAAAAGAUGCCAAAGUUUGAGAUUUUAAAGUCAAACAACUUGACAAGGCUAUUUCAUAGUCGGGUUAAGGAAUUCUUUAACAGUGGUUGUGAGACACAGUUCUUCAUGACUUGGAUUUCACCAGCAAGGUCUUUUGGAAGAAGAGAAUUCUUCAUGUUGGAGAGCCUUUUCAAGGCACACCCUACUGUAUGUCUAAUGAUUCUGUCAAGAAGUAUGGACUCUGGAAGAGGGCACAGAAUUUUGAAACCUCUAGCUGAUAGAGGAUUCAAAGUCAAUGCAGUGACGCCGGACUUGGCAUUUCUAUUCAAGAAUACCCCAGCUGAAGCUUGGUUUAAGGAGAUGAAGAGUGGGAACAAGGACCCUGGUGAGAUUCCAUUAGCUCAGAAUUUAUCCAAUUUGAUCAGACUUGCAGUAUUGUACAGGUAUGGUGGGGUUUACUUGGAUACAGAUUUUAUUGUUCUAAAGCCUUUUACCAGGUUGAAGAACUCAAUUGGUGCACAAAGUAUGGAUAUGGAAACUAAGAACUGGACCAGGUUAAACAAUGCAGUUUUGAUUUUUGAUAUGAAUCAUCCACUUCUGCUCAAAUUCAUGGAGGAAUUUGCCUCGACUUUUGAUGGAAAUAAAUGGGGUCAUAAUGGUCCCUAUUUGGUUUCCAGAGUGGUUGAGAAUAUAGGAAAGCAACCUGGUUAUAACUUCACAGUCUUGCAGCCUAUGGCCUUCUAUCCUGUUGAUUGGAUUAGGAUAAGCAGACUUUUUAUGAAGCCAGCAAACCGUUCUGAUUCUAGAUGGGUACAAGACAAACUGCUUCAGCUCAGUGGAGAGACUUAUGGGGUACACCUAUGGAACAAGCAAACCCGCAAUUUGAGAAUCGAAGAAGGAAGUGUCAUGGGAAGUCUAAUCCUAGAGCACUGUCUCAUUUGCCAACACAUAUAUAGUUCUUAAAGAAGGAUGAUCUUGUUGAUUGAUAUUGCUUGAAUUGACUGUUAAAUGAGCUAAAGGGUAUAUUUCUUUGUAUUCUUUGUUUAUUUUUUCUUUUUCAACUUCUGUUGUUGUUUAUUAAUAAUUAUUUGACAGUAAAUCUCAUACAGCUUAACAGUGGUAAUAGACAUUCACUAUGCUGAGUCGUGAUGUGAUAAUGAUGGGUAUUUUGUAUUCA
Quercus robur (English oak) is the source of this 1793-nucleotide messenger RNA. RefSeq lists its product as uncharacterized. NCBI's taxonomy places the organism in Eukaryota, Viridiplantae, Streptophyta, Magnoliopsida, Fagales, Fagaceae. The record is from RefSeq and is a predicted model, not a curated record. The transcript is spliced from 2 exons. Bases 314 to 1579 code for a protein of 421 amino acids.